CACACACACACACACACACACACACACGUUUCUUGGAAACGUCUCUGUUCUGGUAAAACAGCAGUAGAGGGUGUAGUCACUAGUUUGAAGCCAACAGAAGAGUUGGAUCUGAGAUCAAUCUUUGUCUUCUCCUCCAACUAACCAGAGUUUCAUUGAGGACUGGAGCUGAUGAACUACAGAACACAGCUUUUCUAAGAACAUCCAGGAAGAAGAGAAGAAAGACGAUAUGGGACGAAGAAGAGGAGGGACUCUGAAGAUUCUGUUACUGUUGACACUCUGUCUGCAUGCCUUCACUGGUCAAUGCCAAGAUUCAGGGCAGCCCUCUGACCUGAGGAUAGUUCUGAUAGGGAAGACUGGAUCAGGGAAGAGUUCAACAGGAAACACCAUCCUGGGGAGAAAGGUGUUUAGAGAAGACCUCUCCCCUGAGUCUGUCACUGUUCACUGUGAGAAACAGAGUGGAGUGGUGGAUGGGAGGAAGAUUGAUGUCAUCGACACCCCGGGGCUCUAUGACACAACAAUGUCUAAAGAAGAGAUGAAAAGUGAGAUAGAAAAGGCCAUCUACAUGUCAGUCCCAGGACCUCACGCCUUCCUGCUGGUGAUCAGACUGGGGAGGUUCACAGAGGAGGAGAGGAACACUGUGAAGUGGAUCCAGGAGAACUUUGGAGAAGAAGCAUCAAUGUACACCAUCAUUCUGUUCACCGGAGGAGACCAGCUGGAGGACAAAUCAAUGGUGGACUUUCUAAGUGAGAGUGAGGAGCUUAUGAAACUCGUCAAGGUUUUUAAGGGCAGAAAUCAUGUCUUCAAUAAUAACAAGAAGAAUGACAACAAUCAGGUCCCAGAGCUGCUGAAGAAGAUAGAGGAGAUGGUGAAGAAGAAUGGAGGACAACACUACACCAAUGAGAUGUACCAGGAGGUCCAGAGGAAGAUCGAAGAGGAGGAGGAGAGGAAGAGACAGGAGAAGAAGGAGAGAGAGGAGGAGGCGAAGAAGAAACAAGAGGAGGAGAUCAGAAAACGGGAAGAGAAGGCGAGAGAGGUGGAGAGGAAGAGACAGGAGGAGAAGAAGAAACAAGAGGAGGAGAUCAGAAAAUGGGUAGAGAAGGUGAGAGAGGAGGAGAGGAAGAGACAGGAGGAGGAGAAGAGAAAGGAGGAUAAGAAGAAACAUGAGGAGGAGAUCAGAAAACAGGUAGCAAAGGCGAGAGAGGCGGAGAGGAUGAGACAGCAGAGGACGAGGAAGUCGUCGUCAAAUGGCUUAUUGGGAUUGUUAGCAACUGUUUUCACAGCGGUGGUAGCAGGACCAUUAGCAAUUCCAGUUGGAGCUGCUGUAUUUGCAAAUGAAGUAGCUGAACAUUUAGACGACUCCGAUUAAAUGAGGAAGAGGAGGGAGUGUGAAGUACCACUCUCUUCCUCAUCUUAAUGUCAAGUAGUAGCAGUAGAAUAUCUUAAUACUGUACAAUGACAACCAUCAGUGUUUGUAGCAGUAGAUUAAUUAUGUACAAUGACAACCAUCAGGGAUUGUUCAUCACUUUCUAAUAUUAUCAGUUAUUUACCAUGUUUAUUAUUCAGAGUCUUAGGGAUAAUAACAUACUGUAGGAUGACAUUUAUAAUUCAACAAGAACAAACAGACAGAAAAAAUCUGAAAUCAUGUUUCAUUAACUCAGAGAUAGUUAAUAAGUUAGAAUGGGUAAAGAGAUUCUAGGUAUCUAGAUAUCUACAGUAUUGAUGUAUCUACCUUCCCUCCCUGGUCUGUGUUCUCUCUCUACCCUCCCUUUCUGGUCUGUGUUCUCUCUCUAGUAUCUCUCUACCCUCUCUUUCUGGUCUGUGUGCUCUCUCUAGCCUCUCUACCCUCCCU
Messenger RNA from Oncorhynchus mykiss (rainbow trout), 1849 nucleotides. The record is from RefSeq and is a predicted model, not a curated record. Lineage: Eukaryota; Metazoa; Chordata; Actinopteri; Salmoniformes; Salmonidae.